AUGCGCUUGGGUUUGAUCCCGCGAGCCGAGCUGGAAGACUUGGGAGUCGAGACGGCAGAGCUAGAGGCCUUGGGGGUUGAGCUAGAAGCCUUGGAGGCCGAGCUGGACGAGGCGGCAGGCGAGCUGGGCGUCAUCAUGGACGAAGAUGAGCUUGGAGAAGACAUGGCCUUGCUGCUGGUAGUAGACGAAGCCGCGCUCGAGCUGUGCGUAGAUUUCCUCAUCAUCGACGAAGACGAAGCCAUGCUCGAGCUGGGUGUCGACUUGCUCGCCAUAGAGGACGAUGCGGAAAACGAGGACGACGAGACAGAGCUCGAAGACGCAACGGAGCUCGACUUUCCAGGCGUCGGCGUCACAAUAUACAUCAUAUUGAUAUCCAAGUCGCCCGUCUGGGCCACGGCCACGCCCGCAAGCGCAGUAACAAGCAAGCCGACUUGA
Messenger RNA from [Torrubiella] hemipterigena, 435 nucleotides. Lineage: Eukaryota; Fungi; Ascomycota; Sordariomycetes; Hypocreales; Clavicipitaceae. The record is from the annotation of a GenBank genome assembly.